Messenger RNA from Nerophis lumbriciformis (worm pipefish), 3744 nucleotides. NCBI's taxonomy places the organism in Eukaryota, Metazoa, Chordata, Actinopteri, Syngnathiformes, Syngnathidae. The record is from RefSeq and is a predicted model, not a curated record.
AUGGACGCUUCAGAAGGACCCAGAGAGUCUGUGGAGGAUGCCCAGGAAGAUAAAAUUAUCUCUACAGGCGACAACAAGCACAACUCGGCCACAUGCUCGGGCAGCAGCGGCGGUGAAAUAAAGAGCUGUGCUGUGGUCAAGUACUGCGCUGCUCCGUCUUCCAGCACAUACGCAUUACUACAGGAGAAGACCGACCUCAAGCUGCCUCCUGCUAACUGGCUGAGAGAGAACCCCCAGCUGGGCACUGCUGGCACCACUGUGUUGGGCUCCAGCAGUAAGGGCAAACCAUUUUCAAGUUUUGGGAUGGCGUAUGACUUUAUAGACUGCAUCGGGGAUGACGUCGACGUCGUAUCAGAUUCGGAGAAUAUCAAGAAGCUGUUGAAAAUCCCAUACAGUAAGUCACACGUCAGCAUGGCCGUCCACCGUGUGGGACGCACCCUCCUUUUGGACGAGCUGGAUAUGCAAGAGCUCUUCAUGAGAUCCUCUCAGACAGGAGAUUGGACGUGGUUAAAGGACUUUUACCAGCGGCUGAUGGAUCAGAAGUGGCAGAGAAAAAAGAAGAGCAAAGAGCAUUGGUAUCAGAAAGCCAUCCUUUCCAAGUUCCUCUACUACAGCAUUAAUGGCGACUGUGGUGCCGAGCCGGUCGCGGACAACCUCAUUGACGAUGAUGAGUGUGGUGCUCAGGAUUUUGGCUCAUCGUGGCCAACCACUUUCACCAGCUCUGAUGAGGAACAGUCAGCUGCUUGUAAACAGGAACAUGUGCCCAUGGACAACAAGUUUGCUCUGGGUCAGGUGACGUCGGCGCCCCAAGAGCAAAACCUUCUAGCACUCUUCAAUGAAGGUGAAAACAGUCAGGGUUUAAGGAACGACUUCGUGCGAAACAUUAUGUGGACGUUUGAAGACAUCCAUAUGUUGGUCGGCUCCAACAUGCCAAUUUUUGGAGGGGGCCGAUAUCCGGCUGUCAGCCUCAAACUCAGGGAUAACAAUAAACCCAUCAAUAUCCUGACAGGUAUUGACUACUGGCUCGACAAUCUGAUGUGCAACGUUCCCGAACUGGUCAUGUGUUUUCAUGUCAAUGGCAUUGUACAGAAAUAUGAGAUGAUAAAAACUGAAGACAUCCCCCAUCUGGAGAACUCAACUUUUUCCACCAGGGUGGUGAAAGACAUUGCUCAGAACAUCCUCUCGUUCCUCAAGUCGAACUGCACCAAAGAGGGUCACACCUACUGGCUUUUCAAAGCUAGUGGGAGCGACAUCGUGAAACUUUAUGAUCUUACGACAUUGUGCGAGGAGGCCGAAGAGGAGAAAAGCCACAAUCCAUUCACGCUUCCCGUAGCUGUGUUGCUUUACAAAGUGGCAUGUAACCUGAUGCUCAAGGCAAGAGAAAACAGGAAGCACUAUGGCACAAUUCGAACCCUGCUUUUGAACUGUGUCAAACUUCUGGACCAGGACAGACAUCCCCAGAUCAUUGCCUCAGCCCACUACAUGCUGUCAGAGCUUUUCCAGCUAGAUGAGCCUCAAGAGGACGACGACGAUGGAGGGGAGUCGUUCCGGGCCUGUGGCUCUGAGGAUAGCUACAGUAAUGAUGACCGUGAAGAAGACGAUGAGGACCUGGAGGAGGAGGAGGAGAGCGAUGACAGUAGCUCAGAGAGUAACAGCCGCACACAAGAUGACAGUAAAGCCGUGGCGGUCAUCCGCUCUGUAGGAGAACUUUCUGUCCCAGAGAAAUACAAAUCCACUCAGCUGAUCAGACCAGGUUGUGCUUUUCCCAUCUCGCAAGACAAAGAAGAGCGAUGCAGACACGUCCUGAACUAUGUAUUGAAGGGGCUGAAGGCAGUAGAUGGCAGCAUCAAAAAGGAGAGUGACCUACCAGCUGUGGACCCGAAUACACCUAUCCCUCUCAAAUAUGAAGAUGGGAGCAGUGGCAGAAGCUGCGCCACAGAAAAAGGCAUCUCUCCUCUCUUUGAAAAAGGUCACUAUCCUAUCUGGCAUUCCCAUCAUAAAACUCCUAGGGCUGACCGAUAUGGGCCCUUGCAGACAGACCAGAAGCAUCCAACGCGCUCGGGCAUGAUUCCUGGCACGUGGCAACACCAGAUGAAACUGCAACUCUUCCUCAAGGCCUCCAAGGCGUACUACGUGUUAUCCGACGCCGCCACCAACCUGUCGAAAUACGGGCGAGCCUUGCGCUACAUCAAGCUGUCGCUGCAAAGCUACGAUGCCUAUUGUUUCAUUGGAGGUGCGCUACAACCGCACGUGCUGCUGUUCCACUGCCACUGUCUCUCUCUCUGCGGGGACAUCCAACUGAUGUUGGCCCAGAAUUCUAACAACAGGGCUGCGUACCAGGAGGAGUACAGCUACCAAACCAAAGAGGACCAAGAGAUCUUACACAGCUUGCACAGGGAGAGCAGCUGCCAGGCCUUCAACAUGGCGACCGACCUGGCCAUGGACCCCGAGUAUCAGCUGUUUGUGAGCAGCAAGUGCUACGAGGCCGCGUACGAGCUGCUUGUCUCCCAUGCCUUAAAGGAGGAGGCGGCGGACCAGUUGGCUCAAGUGCUCAAACGGCUCGGGAACAUCCGUAACGAAAUGGGGGUUUACUAUAUGAACCAAGCGGCAGCCAUGCAGACAGAGCAAGUGAAGACCUCAGUGUCCGUUGCCGAGCAGGAGGUGUGGAAGAAAAGCUUUGCCUUCUUCGAGAAGGGCAUGAAAGACUUUGAAGCUAUCGGGGAUAGCACCAACAAAGCGCUGCUGCUGUGUAACACGGGCAAGUUGAUGAGAAUCUGCGCCCAGGCCCACUCCAGCCUCUCUGCGGAUGACAGCCGAGGGGAAUUCUCCCCUGAAGAGGCUCUCUACUACCACAAGGCCAUAGACUACUACCUGCGUGCGAUGAGGUCUUUAUCAUGCCGGGAGAACCACCAGCCAGUGUGGGAUAGCGUAAACUGGGAGCUAUCCACUACGUACUUCACACUGGCUACACUUCUGCAGGAUUACGCGCCGCUUUCCAGGAAGGCUCCGGAACAGAUUGAGCGGGAGGUUACUGAGGCCAUGAUGAAAUCUCUCAAGUACUGUGACCUGCACACAGAGUCUGCCCGCCAGCCUCUUUACCAAUACAGAGCGGCCACCAUCCACCACCGCUUGGCCUCCAUGUACCACAGCUGCUUCCGCAACCAGGUGGGUGACGAGCGCUUGAGGAAGCACCACCGAAGUUUGGCGGAACUCCACUACAGCAAAGCCGUGUAUUUGUUCCUCAGCCUCAAAGACGCACCGUGUGAGCUGCUUCGCGCAUUACUAGAACGAGUGGCUUUUGCAGAGUUCACCAUGGCAGCUCAAAACAGCAGCACGGCCAAGCAAAAAAGCCUUGCUGCCGCGCUGGAGAUUAUAGCAGAGACUCGCUGUGCCUUCCAGAUUAUUCACAAAGAACUGCUUGAAGAACAGAAAGAGAGAAGCAGCGCAGAUCUUCCAGGACCUCCCGGCUGCCCCGCUUCAGGAUUAAACCUCCAGGAAGUGACCAAGCUGACUGCUCUGUUCGAGUCGCGCUUCUCUGACUUACUCCUACAGCUUAUCAAACUCAUGACUAAAACCAAACGCAAACCCAGCAAAAAGGACGAGGAGCUGCUGCAAAGCUACAAGAACAUUUAUUCCAAGCUGCUGCGCUGCGACAAGAACACGCCGCUGCUGGCACGCGUGUACCUCUACACUGAACUACUUCAGCAGCUUACGCACAACACUGAUGACGACAUGAUAUCAUGA